Molecule: messenger RNA, 2758 nt
Organism: Oncorhynchus mykiss (rainbow trout)
Lineage: Eukaryota; Metazoa; Chordata; Actinopteri; Salmoniformes; Salmonidae
Product: alpha-(1,3)-fucosyltransferase 4-like
Cellular component (GO): membrane
Molecular function (GO): alpha-(1->3)-fucosyltransferase activity
Source: RefSeq, a predicted model, not a curated record
CCGAGGGACAGCGUGUUUACUUGUGCCAUCCUGAAAGAGCCUCUCAGGGUGACAAAGACCCCAUUCACCGGUAACCGGAGCUCGCACGCUGCCUCAUCAACUAUUUGAGCAGGAUGGUGUUUAGGCCUAUCUGUUUGCGACCACAUUAACAACACAGCUCAGGAAAUGUCGGUAACAUAUGAUUAAAGUCUGGUGGCGGAUGUCCUAAUCUCGCCUGACAGAGUAGAGACAAAGAGACUGUAGGCCUAACUUAAAUGUUUUCCUGAGACUGGGCCGACUGGUUUUUUUCCCCCUCAUAGCGCAGGGAGGUAGCAGGUGUGAGGAAGGAGGACCUUAACUUUUGUCCUUGUCAUCCUAGCCCAGGUGGAAGAGAUCAUUAUUCUGAGUUCAACGGAGAGGAGAAUGUGACAGGGCAGUGGACGUUAAGGUUCUAGAACUUCUGGAGUCAAUGACAAAAGGUGCAUGAGUAGUUAAUGGAUAUAUAAGGACUGGAAGUCUGACGGGAUUUCAUGGAGCUAACUCAGUGGGCAACUCAGUGGAUAACAGGGGGUCGUUCUACCUUUCACAGAGCCGGUAAGCGCCCCAGUCUGUGUCGCUGCAAAACAUUUCGAGUGGCUGUUCUGAGAACAUCAUGCUCGUGGGUGUGUUUCACCGCUUUCGUCUGUGGACUCUUUCUCCUCCUCGGAGUGUGUUUUCUCAAUCUCUUUGACCCACGACUCCAACCCCUCCCUCUCACUGGAGUGGAGCCCAGAGAUGUCACCCUUCUGUUGUGGACGCACCCCUUCGGCCGUUACCGCAGACUGCCGGACUGUGAGGCGCGCUUUGGGAUCCGUGGGUGCGUACUGACCGACGACCGACGCACGUACCCUGGGGCUGACGCCAUCAUCAUGCACCACCGUGAGAUAAUGACCAACGCCACGGCGCUCCCGUCUGACCCACGACCCCGUGGCCAGAAGUGGAUCUGGAUGAAUUUUGAGUCCCCGUCUCACACUCGUGGCCUGCAGCAGUUCGAGGGCUUGUUCAACCUCACCAUGACCUACCGUGCAGAUUCAGACAUCUUCCUCCCCUACGGCUACCUGGUGACCCGCCUUCACCCUCACGCCAACGCCCCCCACACACGCCCCCGACGGCCCCACCUACUGGCUUGGGUCAUCAGUAACUGGUCGGAGUCGCAGGCCCGCGUGGCGUAUUACCGUCGGCUGGUUAACUACGUUGACGUGGAUGUGUUCGGGCGUGCAGGCGUGCCACUGCCAGAGGACAGCACUGUGGUGCGCACGGUGAGGCGUUACCUGUUUUAUCUGGCGUUGGAGAACUCCCAGCACCCCGACUACAUCACCGAGAAGCUGUGGAACUCCUUACUGGCCGGGGCCGUUCCUGUAGUUCUCGGGCCGCCGCGGGAAAACUACGAACGCUUCCUCCCCCAUGAUGCCUUCAUUCAUGUGGACGACUUCUCCUCUCCCCGCCUGCUCGCCCAAUACCUGAUGCUGCUGCGCCGGAGCCCCACCCUCCUGCAGAGACACCUGGCUUGGAGGAGGAGCUACAGCGUGCACCUGACCGCUUUCUGGGCGGAGCAUUACUGCACAGCAUGUCGCGUCGUGCGGAACCACAGUCUCCGGACUGACACCAUCACCAACCUUCAGCGCUGGUUUGAGUCCUGACCUCAGUGUGGAACCACAGUCUCCGGACUGACACCAUCACCAACCUUCAGCGCUGGUUUGAGUCCUGACCUCAGUGUGGAACCACAGUCUCCGGACUGACACCAUCACCAACCUUCAGCGCUGGUUUGAGUCCUGACCUCAGUGUGGAACCACAGUCUCCAGACUGACACCAUCACCAACCUUCAGCGCUGGUUUGAGUCCUGACCUCAGUGUGGAACCACAGACUCCGGACUAACACCAUCACCAACCUUCAGCGCUGGUUUGAGUCCUGACCUCAGUGUGGAACCACAGUCUCCGGACUGACACCAUCACCAACCUUCAGCGCUGGUUUGAGUCCUGACCUCAGUGUGGAACCACAGUCUCCGGACUGACACCAUCACCAACCUUCAGCGCUGGUUUGAGUCCUGACCUCAGUGUGGAACCACAGACUCCGGACUGACACCAUCACCAACCUUCAGCGCUGGUUUGAGUCCUGACCUCAGUGUGGAACCACAGACUCCGGACUGACACCAUCACCAACCUUCAGCGCUGGUUUGAGUCCUGACAUCGGACUCCUUUUUGACCUUCCAAUAUGUGGUGACUACUAUGAACAUGAUUGGUCAGAUAUCUAGCCACAACCCAGUCUGUAGCAGGGAAUCUAUAGAAACUCUCUUCAACACCAUUCAGUAAACAGGAAGAAACACUUCAUAUUUAUUGAACAUUAUUGAACUGGGAUUCACAUGUCUGUCAUUUUUGUUGUUGUUAUUAGUCAGUGUUCAGUAGUGUUGUGAAGUGAGUUAGACUGUAUAAGAAACAGAGAUAUUGCUCUCAUCAGCGUGUUGUGUGGAUUGUUAAGACGGGCUGCUUAUGGAGGCCUUAAACUUCCUUAAACUUAAGGACGGGACAGUGGGAUGGGUUCAGCAUCAUGGCCAUGUUAACCCCAGUAGCCUUGAUACUGCCCAGACAUUACCAGGUGACCAGCUGCUACUUAUCCCACACCACUAGACAUGGGCAAUGUCAACCCCAGGAUAAGCCACAACACCAACCCCCGGGGCUCCUGUUCCACCUCCAAAGAAGAUACCUGUGACACACACACACACACACACACACACACACACACA